AUUGGGAGGAGUCAGGGCAUUAAUUGAUCUGCUCGACUAUUCCUAUCUUCAGUAACAACGGCUCUCGGGCCUCAAUUAGCUUGGUCUUUUUUUGCUGUCAUUCUGAAACACCAAAUCCCGACAUUAUUACUUUAGGCACCACUAUUCUCUUUCGGGUGCACGCUCUUUCGGUUUUGGUUUUGCAUUUUUGAUGCUUUUCUGCGAACCCAAUCAUCAGUCACAUUUGAUCUACUUAUCGCUAGGGGUUGUCAUUUGAUGGAUAUUUAACUAUCUCCUUGAUAUUUGUCUUCCCGCCAAGUUCCGGGCUGGUCGCGUGCCCUGCCCAGAGUGCGAAAAUGGCCCAGCUGCCGUCCAAGCUUCCUGUUUUCUCGAAGAAGCGCCUAGAGGCUCGCGUUAUCAUUUCUUUCGACUAUGUAAUCAUCAUUGCUUUUGCCAUUGGAUUCUAUGUACUAGACCUGGUCCAGCCUUAUCAUCAACAUUUCUCGCUAGACAACAAAAGCCUGCAGUAUCCUUAUGCUGUUCAUGAACGAGUUACGAUCCAAGAAGCCCUCCUCAUCUCUAUUCUCUCGCCAAUCGUCAUUAUCGCCAUCUACACACUAGUCAUCGAUGGACUCUUUUCGCACCAUAAACCGAUUUCCGAUCGUUCGGGGAGAAGAAAGCUGACGGGUCCCUACAGACUCAAGGAUCGUUUGUGGGAACUGAACUGUGGAAUACUCGGCCUACUCCUGUCACAAGGGUUAGCCUUUGUCAUCACCCAGGUCUUGAAAAAUGCCGCUGGAAAACCUCGCCCGGAUCUCAUCGACCGCUGCCAGCCAGCCCCGGGAAGCCAGGACCUCCCAGUCUUUGGCCUCUCGAAUUCGACGAUCUGUACAGGGGAAGCAUCCUUGAUCAAGGACGGGUUCCGUUCCUGGCCGUCUGGUCACAGUAGCUCGUCUUUCGCCGGUUUGUUCUAUCUCUCGCUCUACCUGAGCGGCAAGAUGCACAUCAUGGACAGUCGCGGGGAGGUUUGGAAGGCCAUCCUUGUCAUGAUUCCUUCUCUCGGGGCUGCGCUCAUCGCGGUGAGCCGUAUUAUGGAUGCUCGGCACCAUCCAUUCGAUGUCAUCACCGGCUCCCUACUAGGAGUCUUCACUGCGUGGGCGUCCUACCGACAGUAUUUCCCACCCUUGUCCGAGCCAUGGAGAAAGGGUAGAGCCCAUCCCAUCCGGAGUUGGGGGACGGACCCUACCGUGCCGCCAGGUAAGAUGCAUUUGGCAUCUUACGAUGAUGACCACGUGCCCUUGCGCGAUGUGGAUGAGGAGCAUUUGAAUGCUCACCCGCUAGGGAUGGAUCAAGGGGUCCCCUCCCGUCCGGAGCCUCAACCAGCCGGGCCAUACAAUCGCCAUCGGGACCGAGACGGCUACUCGUCCUCGUCGAGCGAGGACGAUCACGAAGGGUUCGAGAUGACAGCAGCGCCGUAUGCUCGCGGCGCGUCUUACCAGCCGUAUGACACGGCUUAUCAGCCGGCCACUGUCCCGCCGGCUGCCCACGGCGGGCAGGUUCGUCAUCUGGCAGGAGAUGCUUAGACGUAGAGUAGACGCAAGGUGGAUGACAUUUUUCUACAUGCAAUCGUCUUUUUCUUUUCGUUUUCUUUUCUCUUUUCCAAUAUCUUAGGCAUAGCAUCAGCAUCAGCACGAACACGAACAUGUACAUAUACAUGAACAUGAACAUCAGCCAUGUACGAAGUAUCCAUUUCAUCAAUUCACAGAACGGAUCAGUCGUUUUCAUUUCGCUGGAUCCCGUCUAUGCCAUUCUGUCCGCAAUACAUACCAGCGUAGUGGGCAGCUCAA
Messenger RNA from Talaromyces proteolyticus, 1826 nucleotides. Its product is annotated as PAP2 domain protein. NCBI's taxonomy places the organism in Eukaryota, Fungi, Ascomycota, Eurotiomycetes, Eurotiales, Trichocomaceae. The transcript has 4 exons. Gene Ontology annotation, molecular function: phosphatidate phosphatase activity. The coding region runs from base 336 to 1562 and encodes 408 amino acids. Gene Ontology annotation, biological process: phospholipid metabolic process. The record is from RefSeq and is a predicted model, not a curated record.